UAGAGUGUAGCAUUAAAAAAAAAAAGCAAAAAAAAAUAAAAAAUCUAAAAACAAAAAAAAGUUUUUUUGAUUGUGCCCUAAAAGUUCAUAUUCUUAUCCUUCUUCGCCGCCUCAUUUUGUUUCUGUUCAAACCCUAAUCUUUCAAAUCGCCAUCUCUCCACUGAUAAAUGUUUCGGAGUUGUUGGAUUCGUUUCAAUCAUCGAUUCAUGGUUGAAAGUUUGAAUUUUUAUUUAUAUUGAAAGAUCUGAUUUUGAUUAGAGGGAUUCAAAGAGAUCCGUUUGUAUUCAUUCCGGCGAUUCAACAUUUGUUUGAUCGGAAUUAGUGAAGAUAAAUUUUUCAUUUGAUUGAACGUGUUUUUUUUUGGCAAAAGCGAAAAUGUCGAUUUUGCCAAAAACUGAUUCAAUCCACAUUCGAGAGGUUUGGUUUGACAAUCUGGAGGAAGAAUUCGCGUUAAUGCGCGAAAUCGUCGAUGAUUUUCCGUUUGUUGCCAUGGAUACAGAGUUUCCCGGAGUGGUAAUCCGGCCGGUUGGGAAUUUUAAGAACAGCAACGAUUACCAUUACCAAACGCUCAAGGAUAACGUGGAUAUGUUGAAGUUGAUUCAGUUAGGGCUGACCUUUUCGGAUGAGAAUGGCAACUUGCCUAAGUGUGGAACCGACAAGUACUGUAUUUGGCAAUUCAAUUUCCGUGAAUUCAACCCUAACGAGGAUGUUUUCGCUAAUGAUUCAAUUGAGUUGUUGCGCCAAAGCGGCAUUGAUUUCAAGAUGAACAAUGAAAAAGGUGUUGAUGCCAAGCACUUUGCAGAGCUUUUGAUGUCAUCAGGGAUUGUGCUGAAUGAUAGUGUUUCUUGGGUUACUUUUCAUAGUGGGUAUGAUUUUGGAUACCUCUUGAAGCUUUUGACUUGCCAGGAUUUGCCUGAAACACAAGCAGGUUUCUUUACCUUGAUCAAUGUGUACUUUCCUGUCAUUUUCGACAUCAAGCACUUGAUGAAGUUCUGCAACAGCCUUCAUGGUGGAUUGAACAAGCUUGCGGAGCUGUUGGAGGUUGAGAGGGUUGGUAUUUGUCAUCAGGCGGGUUCAGAUAGCUUGCUCACUGCUUGUACAUUUAGAAAGUUGAAAGAAAACUUCUUUAGCGGUUCACUGGACAAGUAUGCCGGUGUCUUGUAUGGUCUAGGUGUUGAAAAUGGGCAGAGUACCCAUUGAAGAAAAAAUUUAAAUGAAAAAAAAAACUUAAAAGAGGAUAGAUGUUUAUUACUUGUGUG
Messenger RNA from Solanum stenotomum, 1259 nucleotides. RefSeq names its product probable CCR4-associated factor 1 homolog 7. Bases 376 to 1200 code for a protein of 274 amino acids. Gene Ontology annotation, molecular function: nucleic acid binding; poly(A)-specific ribonuclease activity. The transcript has 2 exons. Gene Ontology annotation, cellular component: CCR4-NOT core complex; CCR4-NOT complex; P-body. NCBI's taxonomy places the organism in Eukaryota, Viridiplantae, Streptophyta, Magnoliopsida, Solanales, Solanaceae. The record is from RefSeq and is a predicted model, not a curated record.